This is a messenger RNA of Lolium perenne, 1580 nucleotides long. RefSeq lists its product as uncharacterized. Gene Ontology annotation, cellular component: cytoplasmic microtubule. Gene Ontology annotation, biological process: microtubule cytoskeleton organization. The record is from RefSeq and is a predicted model, not a curated record. Lineage: Eukaryota; Viridiplantae; Streptophyta; Magnoliopsida; Poales; Poaceae. Gene Ontology annotation, molecular function: microtubule binding.
CAUUCCAAGACAGCAGCACAAAAGGGAACCAAUCCCCCACACUCCGCCCCGCCCCGCGCCGCAGCGACAGCCAACUCCCUACACUGCCGGCCGCCUCCUCGUCGCCGCCUCCUCUCCUCCUCUCCGCGCCGCCGCCCGAGGUUGUGAGCAUGUCAGAUAGCGUGUUGCAAGAUCUCAAGUCAGCUCAACCAGCUGGGCUGGAGAAAAGCAAAGAGAGUUCCGUGGAACCCUGCAAUGCUAAGCCUGUGUUGAACGGCAGCAAGUGUGUCAAGAAGGAAGAGAAGCCUCUAACUGAAUGUCCUGAUGUGACCAAUGGAUGCGACGUUGCAGCUGUAGAUGUUGAGUACAUUGAUUCUGAGAAUCUCACUGAUCUCCUGGAUGUUGACGCAAGCCUUAGCACUCUGCUUGCAAGGCUGGAGUCAAAGGACUGGGUCAAGACAUGUGAAGCUCUCAACAAUGUUCGUCAGCUGGCCAUAUAUCACAAGGAAAGGUUGCAGGAGCUGCUGGAGCCUCUAGUUCCUCUUAUUGUGAAAUCUGUUAAGAAUCCAAGGAGUGCUCUAUGUAAAACCGCGCUUAUGACCUGCCCUGACAUCUUUAAGGCGUAUGGUGAACUAAUGGUCGACUCAAUUGACCUUCUGCUGAUGCCGCUAUUUCUGAAAUCUUCACAAGACAAGCGCUUCGUUUGUGAAGCUGCUGAGGCAGCCCUUAUGUCAAUGACAAGCUGGAUCUCCCCUUCUGUAUUGUUACCUAAAAUGCAGCCCUACCUCAAGAACAGGAAUCCACGGAUUAGAGCAAAGGCAUCUGUUUGUUUCAGCAACAGUGUACCACGCCUUGGUGUUGAAGGAAUCAAAGAAUAUGGAAUGGAUAAGCUCAUCCAGGUCGCAGCAACCCAGCUCAGUGACCAGCUUCCCGAGUCAAGGGAGGCUGCUCGCAAGCUGUCACUGGAGCUGCAAGCAUUCUACGAGAGGUCUCAAGCCUCAAGUUCAGGAGAAGGUGACAGCACAUCUGCUACCUCACCAGAAGCUGAAUCCUGGGAGGCUUUCUGCCAAUCUAAGCUUUCCACACUAAGUGCCCAAUCAAUCCUUCGUGCCACUGUGGGUGUCCCUGUUGCCCCAAAAGAAACCGGCAUUCCUGUUGCUCUAAAAGAAGCCGGCAUUGCUCUUAAAGAAGGUGGCAUCUCUAUUGCUGUAAAAGAAGGCGCUGUCCUGGUUGCUCCAAAAGAAGACGGUGCUCCUGUUGCUCCAAAAGAAGGUGCCACGGCCUUGGGUUGCUAGCAUUGGGAGAUGGCGGAUGCAGUGAGGUUGCAAUUUUUUCCACAUUCGAUUCACGUUUUGCUGUACAUGGUUUAUGGUUUGGUCCGUUGGUACAUCGAACCUCCUUUUGUUGAGCGUCAGCGCAGGAGUUCUUCAUGUGCGAUACCUGGGGGUGUUAAUAUCGGUGGGAGAUAUAGUCCCUUACAGUUGACUGUAUAAUCCUUUGGUUCCACUACUUGUCUAUUUGGCAUUGAUUGGUCAGUCAGGCAAAUGUAGAAUUUCUUCCACAGCUUGAUGUUUUGCUGGAGUGCCGCAGAUCCCUACUCA